AAAUUCGCCUGGCGAAUGAAAAAAAUCUUGCCUGGCUAGAACAAAAAAAAGUCCAACAAACCCAAACUGAUGCAUUAUUAGAAGUUGAAGCCCAAAAAAUUUAUGAUAAGAUUAAUAAUCUUUCUUUUGACUUUAUUUUGAAAAAAGAUGAAAAAGGCGAACCGUUUGGUUCAGUGGGAUUCAAGGAAAUUUUAACUUCCUUAGAAAAGGUUGAAAUGACAAUGGCUACUACUAAAUUAAAUAAUUUUGAGAUUAAAAAAUUGGAAGAUAAAAAUCUUAAUCCUUAUUAUCUGAUUGUAAAUAAUGACAAUAGAGAUGAGGCUUAUUUUUGUUUUGAAAGAAUGGUAAAAGAGGGUUGGGAUAUUUUAA
Molecule: messenger RNA, 369 nt
Organism: Racocetra persica
Lineage: Eukaryota; Fungi; Glomeromycota; Glomeromycetes; Diversisporales; Gigasporaceae
Source: the annotation of a GenBank genome assembly